AUGGAAAAUGCUGCCGCUUCAGCCAACGUCGAGAUGGACAUUCAUUUCGACGACGAACCACUAGUGGCCAUCAUGGGUUUGAUGUCAACAACCAACGUCACCGCCGCGGACAUCAUGACUAAUAUCGAUCGUGUUUUUUCUAAGCUUUACACAAAAAACGAGAAACUGGAACGAGAAGAGAAGAGAAACACAAAGAACAACUUGAACACAAUGUCUGACCAAGAAGAACUUCAACACCACCAGCGAACACUCUGGAAUCUAGUCUGCUGGAACUACCCAGCGGACAUCUGCAAGACUCUGGAGAAUACCGCCCACGUCCACAACGAUGUGCUUCACUACCUCUACAGCAUCAUGGAGGGAGCCAGAGGAAAACCGGCGCCGUACCUCACCGCGAGGCUCGCAGGCCUCCCGGAUACGACAGCAAAAGAGAUGAUAGACGCCUUGGACGCCCUCAACAUCCGCGGGACAGACCUCGCAGAAUCUGCCUCGGAAGAUAUGCCAGACAAGGGCAAGACGGAGCAGUGGCCCGAGCUGCAGGGCAAGCCGUACUUCCACAGUUGUGAGCGCGAGUGCUUCUGGCGCAUCGUCCUGGAACUGUUCGAGACGGGCUGUCUGGGCCGCAACACCGACGGGUCCGCGCGGGAGGAGAUAUCGGACUUCCAUGCCCUGCACUAUUUGUACAGGUUGGACGUCGAGGACAAGCGGUGCCGGCGGAAUGAGGAGGUGGAUUUGAGGAACCCGGCCCAUUCUUGGUAUCACGAGACAUCUGACAAGCAAGUCUUGUGGUGCGUGAAGCGGAUGUGGCCGCUUGUUGAUGGCAAGCUUAAGGGCAAAGAGGAGUAA
Molecule: messenger RNA, 843 nt
Organism: Diaporthe citri
Lineage: Eukaryota; Fungi; Ascomycota; Sordariomycetes; Diaporthales; Diaporthaceae
Exons: 2
Coding region: 1-843 (280 amino acids)
Source: RefSeq, a predicted model, not a curated record